Molecule: messenger RNA, 117 nt
Organism: Sclerotinia sclerotiorum 1980 UF-70
Lineage: Eukaryota; Fungi; Ascomycota; Leotiomycetes; Helotiales; Sclerotiniaceae
Exons: 1
Coding region: 1-117 (38 amino acids)
Source: RefSeq, a predicted model, not a curated record
AUGUCAUGUCAUGACCAGUUUUCCCUCUCAGUACUCCAAAUCCAAAUGCAAUUGUCCGUCCGUGUCAACCUUGAGAGUUUGGUUAUCGAUAUCGAUAAGAAGGAACAAGGUGUGUAA